Pantherophis guttatus is the source of this 4929-nucleotide messenger RNA. RefSeq names its product cytochrome b561 family member D2 (gene CYB561D2). Gene Ontology annotation, cellular component: endoplasmic reticulum. The record is from RefSeq and is a predicted model, not a curated record. Lineage: Eukaryota; Metazoa; Chordata; Lepidosauria; Squamata; Colubridae. Gene Ontology annotation, molecular function: transmembrane monodehydroascorbate reductase activity.
CCAAGCCAAGACGGUUGGGUUGGAGCUGGGAGAGGGAUGCUUUUCUCAAAGCCUUCCGGGCGGGGGGCGGAUUAGGGCAGAUCUGCCGAAGGGGAUGGGCUCUGCCUGGGGUUUCCAAAAAGCUUGGAAUGCUUUUUGUGAAACAGCAGCCCGGGAACUCAACGCUUCUCAUUCUGGCAAGAAGAAACCCUAGGUGGAGUCCUUGACUGGUGGAGGCAUCUCUCCACACCUCUUGUACUACAGACCUUAUUGCCUACGCCAGUUGCAAUGCAAGAUGUAGGGUGGGCAAAGCUGAAGGCUGCUUUAUCCGAGGAGAAUGUGUGUCCUGGUGGUGACAGAUCAGGAUAAUUGACAGAAGCAUGAGAAACCUGAAGCAAAUUUUUUUUGUUUAAAGACAGUAGUGUUCGAGUUUUCCCUCACUUUGAUGUUCUGGAACACUUGAUAGGUUUUGCAUGUAAACAAAGAAGAUCGAUAAUUAGUGGACAGUGGAAGGCCAACAUCUUAUUCAUAUUCCAGAAGACAUGGCUCUGACAGUUGAAACGGAAUCUCAGAUUUACCACUCUCUCAGGACUGUCUUUGGUGCAGCCGCACACCUGGUUUCUCUUGGAUUCACUAUUGUCAUGGUGGUACUCACCAGACCUGGAUCAAGUUUGUUCUCCUGGCAUCCUUUCUUAAUGUCUCUUGCGUUUUCCUUCCUGAUGACAGAGGCCCUGCUGACUUUCUCUCCAGAGAGCUCCCUCCUCCGGUCCUUCUCCCGCAAGGCCAAGGUCCGCUUCCACUGGGCUUUACAGCUGCUUGCUCUCAUCUGUGCAUUGCUGGGAUUGGCCAUUAUCAGCUAUAACAAGUACCUCAAUGGUAAAGAGCACUUUGUCACCUGGCACGGCCAGACUGGCUUGCUGACAGUGGUAUAUGCUAGCCUGCAAUGCAUGGGUGGACUCGUCCUGCUCUAUCCCAAGCUGAUGAAGAACUGGACCCUAAGCAAACUGAAACUAUACCAUGCUACAUCAGGACUGAUUGGGUAUCUCCUUGGUUGUGCCAGCUUGAUGCUGGGCAUGUGUUCCCUAUGGUUUUCCACAAGUGUGACUGGAAUCUCCUGGUAUCUAACUAUGCUGUGCCCUAUUCUCACCAGUUUGGUUAUCAUGAACCAAGUGAGCAAUGCCUAUCUCUACCGUAAAAGAAUCCAGCCUUGAAAACAAUUGUAAAACAAUCUGUGUGGCAUCCCAGAAGCAUUUCUGCAUUAUCUGGAAGGAAUCCAUAGCUAUAUACAGGAGUACUGGAACUCAAGAAUCUCUUUCUACCUGCCUCUAACUUUUUAUGGAUUUUUUUUAAUUGCUUCAAUUUUUCCAUAGCAGAGAUGCCUAUGCUGUUGAACCAAGUUUCUUGCAAUCCCAUUGCUGGAACUAUAAUAAUUAUUAGUAUUGUAUAAGAGCCCAAUUUUGCUCUACUGGUACUCCCUCACCCCCUGAAUGAAAUCAGUGGAUAUAUUCUGGUUUAAAUUAUUCUUGAUUGGCCAUGUACAUCUAUGAUUGUAAAUCUAACUUGCUGUAACUUCUUUUUCAUAUUCAUGCUCCGUUCUAAGGCAUGGGCAUUUUUAAACUUCCUCUUUGAAAGGAUGGCUUUUAUUCAAUGUAUUCAGUUUUUGUUUGCAUUGAUGGUCAAUUCUUCCUCUUUUUUUAAAGUCACAUGCUAUGUGAAGGUACAGCAUAUCCAGCUAUAUUAGCUAAAUCAUAUGUGCUGAUCAAGGGCUAAUAAUAUAUUUUACAUUUUUUAAAAAAAGAAUUGCUUUGUGCAGAUGGAAAAUGCAGAAGAAAAAAAACUUCAGAAAAUGAAUAUUCCUUUACCUGUUGUUUUUCUUACUCAAGCCUAUCUGUCCUGCUCCCAAAUACUGUCAUCUCCGAAGGAUUUCAAAUGCAUGUUAGCCUGUAAGAUAGAGACAGCUCUUCAGCAUGAAAGGUAUCAUUUAAAACCAAUGUCCCUCCAUUCUCUAGAUACAUUGGGAUUAUUGUAACUCAAUUCCCAACCAAUAUUCUGACUUUCUGCUCUGCAGUUAAAUGAUGCUGAGCUAUAAAAAGGCACUUUAAUUUAAAGCAGAAAACAGGAACAUACAUUCCUGGAUCCCUGCCAGAAUUUAAAUUAUAGUCAACCAUUUCUGCAGGUUGUAUGCCCUGGCUUAAUGGCAUAAUAGGAAGGUUAGCAGAGCAUAUCAGUGAGUUGCUUACUUUGCUAACACUUUAAUAAGUUUUCAAAAGAUGUGUCCCCUGAAAGCAUAGGAUAUCCUUAUCCAGGAGCAAGUUACCCAUGAGAAUCUAGAUUAUUCUUGAUAUGGCCAUGUAUGUCUAUAAUUGUAAAUUGUAGUGCCACUACAAUUUUAUAGACAAAAGAUGGAAUAAGAAAGGAAAGAUCUAAGGCAGUGUUUCCCAACUUUAAUAUUUUAAGAUGUGUGGACUUCAGCUCCCAGAAUACAUCAGAAUGCUGGCUAGAGCAUUCUGAGACCCAAAUCCCCACAUCUUAAAAUGACUAGGGUUGGAAACACCAGUCUAAGGGUAAGGAAGUAAGCACAAACUAUUUUUAGAAAGAUGAGAAAAUGCAGGGUGAAGAAUACUAUUUUAUCCCUAUUAUUAUAAAAGAAAUAUCGAGGACACCCAGAGUUUUGAAUGACUUUCACAAUGCACAUUUGAUUAUCCCUCUCUCCCUACCAAUAGUAAUAGGGAGUAUCCAAUUUCUCUUCUCCUGCUUGGCAGCUCCUGUCUUGUAAUCUCUCGUAUUUCUUCUCUAACCUUCUCUCAAGUUAUCUUGUUCUUCCUUGCUAUGUACUAUUAUAAACAUUGAACGCUGAUUAAAAAAUACACAUUUUUACUCAGAAGAAAAUUCACUUGGUUUAUAUAUGCAGGUGAAGAUCUAAUAAGGCUUAUCCCACAUGCAAAGAAGAGAUGUGGCAAAAAUUCAAGGGGCCAUGAAUCCAAAGAAAUGUGCAAAAGAUUGGGAAAUAGAACUGUUUCAAUCUCUCUCAACACUUUAUAGUGCAGCUUCUGGGAUGAUCUUGUCCCAGAAGAUGAGUUGAAUCUGUCCCUUGGCAGUAUGCAUUGAAUUUAGAGGUGAUUAGCUGACAGCUUUGGUAGCCAUGAAGUUUCAAAACAUGCUGGCUAAGUUAAAGCUAAAUUACAGUGUGAUUGGUUUUUGUUUUGACUUAAGUUUGUUAAUUAAGCCAUUAUGGCAUUUUUAUGUACCAGGCCACCAUAGUUUAUUCUACAAGUCAUGGUUAAAACUUAAAAGAAACCAAGGUUUAGCAGGAUGGAUGAACCCAUCCCAUAGCACUAACAUAAUGGCUAACAAAGUGUGCUCCUUCAGGUUUCUUUUUAAUUUCUUUUUAAACCACAAAAGGCAAGAACGAGUAACUCUCCUCUUGAGUUUCCACAAUACUUAACUCCUGAACUUUUUUCUCCUAUUGUAUUAUAUAGUUUUCUGUUCUCUAAAGUGGGAUCUUACGGCAAAUUGAUGAUGGAGUGAUGGGAACUGUAGUCCCAAAACUCAACAGGAAACUAGUUGGAGAAUCUGUCACAAGUGACUGCAAACCUCAUCUUUUAGAUUUGUAAAGAAAAAAAAAGGCUUAUCUUCUGCUCAAUAAAUCAGGCAAAGUAUGCUUGAUUUUGACUCAAACUUUUCAAUAUCUGAGUAGUAAGGAAUAAUAGUACUAGAUAGUUUGAUCCUGCAAUUACAGACAGCAAUCUAUUGGCUUGAUUGACAAGGAAAUCUACUCAUUUCUCAAGACUUGGAAUUGUUUCAUAUGCACAGUUAUUUCACAAAAAUAAGAUAUAUCAUGCAAACAGAGCUUGAGAAAAGUUCAUAUGUGAUUAAAUGUAUGUGCAUAAAAGGCAUUUUCAUUCAUCUUUAAUUCUUACAUCAAAGCACUUCUCAAGGCAUCCUGAGGUUCUUAAAGAACUUAGAAAAAGAUUAUGCUUUUUCCUUUGUUUUUCAAAAUGGGGGAUAAUUCUAAUUGCUUUUGUUUUUUUAUCUUGGCUAUCAGCAACAAUUGACCUCCCAUAAUACAUUUUGUUUGUUAACAAACAUUUUGUUAAUGCUUGUUAAAACAAUUUUGGUAACCAUAGUUCCUGCUUAUGUUACUUCCAGGAACUCCUUAUAUAAAUAUAUAUUUGUAUUCUACUAUUGAGAAAGGAUAACACCUGCUUUCCAAAGAGGGAGAAAAAUAAUCACAGAAAAGCUUCUUUAAUGGGGAAAUAAUAUUGUGUCACAGAGGAACUAUUAAUACUGAUGUAUUUAAAGACACUCAUGUUGCAGUCAAUGAAACAGACUAACUUAAGCCCUAUAGUUUUCAAAGACAUGGCCACAGGUAACUUUAGUUACAAUGUAGGCUUUGAUUGCAUUCCCCUCCUGUCCCAUUUUUAAAAUUUAAUUCAGUUUUCUAUUGCAAAGGCAAGAACAAAGAUUGAUGAUCUUGUUAAAAUAUUAUCACAUGGCAUUGUGUAAUGAGUAUGAGAUAUGCUCUUUUCAAGCAUCACCUAAAUGCCUGUAUUUCCAGUGGUACAUAGUUUAGGUAUCUAGCUGCUACUUGUGUUUCAACAUAUAUUUUACCAUACAGUAUUAUAGUUAAAAAAAAACAUACACUAGGCUUAAAAAGUUUGUAUUUGCACUGAAAGCAUAGGGAAGAUUAAUUGUCUCAUAGAUAACAUCAAUGAACAGUUUAUAUAUGGUUUUAAUGCUACUUUUUUGCCCAGUGUCUACUCAUUAAACCGUCAAGUAAUGAUUGCUGCCUUGAUAAGAGGGAACAGAGGUAAUACUUGUUAUCUGAAAACAUCAAAAACAAAAUAUAUGCCACCAAACUGUGUAACCAAUGAACCUACCACUGAAACUCGGGAGUGGGGAAAAGCUUGUAUUUAUGAGCGCUGAAAUAAAGAUUUUUUUAAAAAUGCA